GCUACUGUGUCUUUCACCUUUUCUCUGUCUCUUCAUCUCUCUGCUUGUGUCACUGUGAAGAGUCUGAUUUACCCCGUGUUUGUUUCUUCGGUUGAAAACUCUGCAGUUCAGAGAGAAUCUAAAGCAGGGUUUCUUUCUUUCUAAUCUUCAAGCUUUUAUUAUUAACUCGAAGAAUACGUAUAACACACAUUAUCUCUACCAUCUCAACACGUUAAUGGAGGCAAAAUCAGCGGUAGACUCUUCACCCAUGUCCAUUCAAGAACAUCAACAUUCCCCACCAGAGGCCUCACCGAAACCCUACAGCAAGAAAUCAUUCGUCACUACGCUGAUGGAAGUAGCCACUCUUCGAACUCCUGCUUUCAAAGAGGACUCCUACUUCAUCUCAAGUCUCAAAUCGUCUGAAAAGAAAGCUCUACAAGAACUCAAGAACAAGCUCGUGCACUCUCAUGGCUCUGACAGUGAGUGCUCCAUGUGGGGUAUUCAUCUUCUGGGUGGUGAUGAAAAAGCCGACGUGAUACUUUUGAAGUUUUUGAGAGCAAGAGACUUCAGAGUCCUGGAUUCUUUUAACAUGUUGGAGAAGUGUUUGGCUUGGCGUAAGGAGUUUGGUGCAGACGGCGUCGUUGGGGAAGAUUUGGGGUUCAAAGAACUUGAAGGUCUGGUAGCCUAUAUGCAAGGGAACGAUAAAGAAGGACACCCUGUUUGUUACAAUGCUUAUGGAGUUUUCAGAGAUAAAGAUAUGUAUGAAAGGAUUUUUGGAGAUGAAGAGAAGCUGAAUAAAUUUUUAAGGUGGAGAGUUCAAGUGUUAGAGAGAGGCAUAAAUCUUUUGCAUUUUAAGCCUGGUGGAAUCAAUUCCAUUAUUCAAGUUACUGAUCUUAAAGACAUGCCUAAAAGAGAGCUUAGAGUUGCCUCUAAUCAGAUCCUCUCUUUAUUUCAAGAUAAUUACCCUGAAAUGGUUGCCCGCAAGAUUUUCAUCAAUGUGCCAUGGUACUUCACUAUGCUGUACUCAAUGUUCAGCCCGUUCCUAACUCAGCGAACUAAGAGUAAGUUUGUGAUUUCUAAGGAAGGACAUGCUGCUGAGACUCUCUACAAAUUUAUAAGGCCAGAAGACAUUCCAGUGCAAUAUGGUGGGCUGUGGCGACCCAGUGAUCUGAACAACAGCCCUCCAAAAUCGGCUUCCGAGUUCACUGUUAAAGGAGGAGAGAAAGUUAAUAUUCAGAUUGAGGGGAUUGAGGCUGGUGCUACAAUAACAUGGGACAUAGUUGUGGGAGGCUGGGACUUGGAAUAUAGUGCAGAGUUUGUUCCCAAUGCUGAGGGGAGCUACACAAUAGCAGUCGAGAAACCCAGGAAGAUUUCUCCAUCAGAAGAAGCUAUUCACAACUCAUUUACAUCAAGGGAAGCUGGCAAAAUGGUGCUUUCCGUUGACAACACCGUCUCCCGGAGGAAAAAGGUUGCUGCAUAUCGCUACAUUGUUCGGAAAUCCGCCCAUGUCUAAGAUGUUUAAAUACUUCUAGUUAGAUCUUGAAAGAGUAUUUUGCUUAUCAUAAUCUGCUCAUUUUGGAGAGUAUAAUUACUUUAAUGGUUGUGAACUUAUUUUAGUCUACUUAGUAGUAAUGUGAUAUGUAAAAAUAUGGUGGUACCAUGUUUAUUUCGACGCUUUGUAUGGUUUCAUAUAUAGUGGACGAAAAGCAAAUUAACUUUGUUUAA
Messenger RNA from Mangifera indica (mango), 1704 nucleotides. Its product is annotated as patellin-6-like. The record is from RefSeq and is a predicted model, not a curated record. The transcript has 4 exons. The coding region runs from base 215 to 1492 and encodes 425 amino acids. Gene Ontology annotation, molecular function: lipid binding. Lineage: Eukaryota; Viridiplantae; Streptophyta; Magnoliopsida; Sapindales; Anacardiaceae.